CGCCUCCGUCCUCACUUCCUCUCAAGGAAGGGGAGAGUAAGGCUACGCCCUAGGCGACCCGCGGCCGGCCCCGCGUCACAGGAACUUCAGCACCCAGAGCGCGGACAGCGCUCUCCUCCACCUGAGGACCUGACUCGGGAGCGCCCGCCCGCCCCGAGCCUUUGGGAUCCCUGCACCCGGCAGCCGAGCCCAGAGCUCCAGCGGCCGCCGGGCGCCUGCCGCCCUCCCUCCCCUCACCCGCCCUCUUAGCUCUUCCUGUUUUUACUCCUCCUUUUCAUUCAUAACAAAAGCCACAGCUCCGGGAGCCCGGGAGCCCGGCGCCAGGCAGUUUCGGAAGCCAAGCGUGGAAGCAUGGGGUUCCUUUGGACCGGCACUUGGAUUCUGGUGUUGGUGCUCCAAAGCAGCCCAACUCAAGCUUUCCCCAAGCCGGGAGGCAGUCCAGGUACGCGGGCACUUGUCUUUCCACCUCCUUUGAUUUCGCCAAGAAAAGACAAACCCCUACAUAAUAGAGAAUUAAGUGCAGAAAGACCUUUGAAUGAACAGAUUGCUGAAGCAGAAGCAGACAAGAUUAAAAAAACAUACCCUCCAGAAAAUAAGCCAGGUGAAAGCAAUUAUUCCUUUGUUGAUAACUUGAACCUGCUAAAGGCAAUAACAGAAAAGGAAAAAAUUGAGAAAGAAAGACAAUCCAUUAGAAGCUCCCCAUAUGAUAAUAAAUUGAAUGUGGAAGAUGUUGAUUCAACCAAGAAUCGAAGACUGAUUGAUGAUUAUGAUUCUACUAAGAGUGGACUGAAUCAUAAAUUUCAAGAUGAUCCAGAUGGCCUUCAUCAACUAGAUGGAACUCCUUUAACUGCUGAAGACAUCGUCCAGAAAAUUGCUACCAGGAUUUAUGAGGAAAAUGACAGAGGAGUAUUUGACAAGAUUGUUUCUAAACUGCUGAAUCUUGGUCUAAUCACAGAAAGCCAGGCACACAUACUAGAAGAUGAAGUAGCAGAAGUUUUACAGAAAUUGAUCUCAAAGGAAGCCAACACUUACGAGGAGGAACCCAAUAAACCGACAAGUGUGACUGAGAGUCAGGCUGGAAAAAUACCAGAGAAAGUGACUCCAAUGGCAGCAAUUCAAGAUGGUUUUACUAAUGGACAAAAUGAUGAAACAGUCUCUAAUACCUUAACCUUGACAAAUGGCUUGGAAAGGAGAACUAAAAUCUACAAUGAAGAUAACUUUGAGGAACUCCAAUAUUUCCCAAACUUCUAUGCACUACUGAAAAGUAUUGAUUCAGAAAAAGAAGCAAAAGAGAAAGAAACACUGAUUACUAUCAUGAAAACAUUGAUUGACUUUGUGAAGAUGAUGGUAAAAUAUGGUACAAUAUCUCCAGAAGAAGGCGUUUCCUACCUUGAAAACUUGGAUGAAACUAUUGCUCUUCAGACUAAGAACAAGCUAGAAAAAAAUGUUACUGACAAUAAAAGCAAACUUUUCCCAGCACCGUCAGAAAAGAGUCAUGAAGAAACAGAUAGUACCAAAGAAGAAGCAGCUAAGAUGGAAAAGGAAUAUGGAACCUUGAAAGAUUCCACAAAAGAUGAUAACCCAAGAGGAAAGACAGAUGAGCCAAAAGGGAAAACCGAAGCCUAUUUGGAAGCCAUCAGAAAAAAUAUUGAAUGGUUGAAGAAACAUAACAAAAAAGGAAAUAAAGAAGAUUAUGACCUCUCAAAGAUGAGGGACUUCAUCAACCAACAAGCUGAUGCUUAUGUGGAGAAAGGCAUCCUUGAUAAAGAAGAAGCCAAUGCCAUCAAGCGUAUUUACAGCAGCCUGUAAAAAUGGCAAAAGAUCCAGGAGUCUUUAGACUGUUUCAGAAAACAUAGCUUAUAACACUUCUUCUAAUUUUGUGAUUGAAGUUAUUUUACCCAAGGAUUAUUAGAAAGUGAUGAAAUUGCAGUAGUUAACCUUUUAGAAGUGGUUAAACAUAGCUUUCUUGCCAUAAAAACUGUCUGAAAAGUAAAGUCGUAUGUAAGCUAAGAUUUUGUAUAUAGAAUCCUUAUUUCCUUAUAGAUUUACAUUUUAUAACCAGAGAUAUAUUGCUUUGGAAAACCUGUAAUGGACAGAACUUGAAACUGUCGCUUCUUCCCACUGUGUCACACCCAUAGGCACCUCCUCAGGAAUUAGGAGGUUCUGUUUUCAAGGCAUGCUGGGUACCAAAGCACCUCAUAGAAUAUGUCUGUUACAAGAUGUUUCCACUACCAGUUCCCUUUUGGGAGUUAAAAUAAAUUAACAUUUCCUCAAA
Molecule: messenger RNA, 2275 nt
Organism: Canis lupus familiaris (dog)
Lineage: Eukaryota; Metazoa; Chordata; Mammalia; Carnivora; Canidae
Gene: SCG3
Product: secretogranin III
Exons: 12
Coding region: 352-1809 (485 amino acids)
Biological process (GO): protein localization to secretory granule
Cellular component (GO): secretory granule membrane
Source: RefSeq, a predicted model, not a curated record